Scomber scombrus (Atlantic mackerel) is the source of this 543-nucleotide messenger RNA. RefSeq names its product Galectin-related protein A-like. Gene Ontology annotation, molecular function: carbohydrate binding. Lineage: Eukaryota; Metazoa; Chordata; Actinopteri; Scombriformes; Scombridae. The record is from RefSeq and is a predicted model, not a curated record.
AUGACAACGCGUAGUGCAGGCGGGGUUUGCCCUGGAGGCAGAGUCAGUCAGUCCUCAGUUGGCAUCACUGCUCCAACCUCCACACUGCAUCACGCCCUGAGUGGAAUGGAAGAAAAGGACAAGAAAGAAAAUGGGGAGUACAUCGGAGAGAUAAAGGGUGGGCUGCGGCCUUCAAUGAAACUGGUUGUUAUGGGAAUUAUUAACAAAAAACCUAAGAGCAUUGAGGUGAUUGUGUCCUGUAAGCCUCAGGAGCAGGACACAGAGGGAGAUGUGGGUCUUCAGUUAAAGGUCAGCUUCACGGAUAAAGCCGUCCACCGUAACGCCCGUCUGGCCGGAAAGUGGGGUCCAGCUGAAAAAAACCUCUCCUUCUUUCCUUUUGCAGCUGGAGAAUCCUUCAAGAUGGAGAUUGUUUGUGAGCACCAGCAGUUUCGUAUCUUGGUGGACGGACAGCCUCUGUGCGGCUUCACCCACCGGAUCUCCCCGCUCGCCUCCCUCACCGCUUUACGAGUCUUUGGAGACUUACAGCUCACCAAGGUGGCCUAA